AAUAUCUUGCUUGAAGAGCUCUUGGUGCUACUCUGGAUGUAUCUCUAUGUCUGAAAGUAUUGAAAAUUCGUCCCCAGGUCGAUAUGAUUCGUCGCAGCCAGGUCGCCUCCUCCGCCACACGGGCUCCAAGCUGUCUUUCGCGUCCUUUCACCCUGGAACAGCAUCAGCGUGGCGGGAGUCGUUACCGGACAUCAAUAAGCUGUCUCUCAACGAAGAGUUAUACAGGCCCAAGCGUGUUGUCAUUGAGACAGGCCCUGACGGACAGAGUACCUGGAGAUUUGUCCCGACCGCGAAGAGGGAAUCCGGAGUUCAGAAUGAGGGCGCAUGGCCGAGGAACGUAGACUUAUGCGGAGAAAUCGUCGAAUUUGACCAAGACCUAUGGGACAUCUAUAAACUCGAUCCCGAAUACACUUGCACCGUCCGAGCACCGCCCGCGCUCACGACCAUAGUCCGUGACAAGGGCAAAGGCAGGGCUCCCGAAACCGAAUCUGAUAAGCUACCACCGAAUGCCACAGGCUCGAAGCGAAGAUAUGCCACUCUGUCUCCGGAAAGACAAGCACCCCCAAUGACUCCAUCGUCGAAGCGGCCACGCCGGAAAGAGGUCCUGGAAGACCCAGAGUCGGAUUGGGACAGCUCAGACGACGAGUUGGGAAGUAGCAAUGAGGAAGAUGAAGUUGAGGGGAUGAUUAUUGACGGAGCUACCCCGCAGCCUAAAGCAAAUGAGCGUACUCGCACUGUAGGCUCUAAGCUUCGGGACAAGCUUAGGGACGUUGACGGCGACCAACUCCCGCGGUCUUUCAAACGCGCACGUACCGUAUCUCCGACAAGAAACAAACGGGAUCUCGCAGGGAAGAAGAACGCUCGUGAAAGGAAGCUGAGGAAGGAUGUGCGAGGCACAUCUACAGCUGCGAAGCAGCACAGGCAUGGACCUCCCGUGGAUGACGUCCUCCCUGAUGUUCCAGAAGAAAAUGAUAUCAGUAAACCUUCGCCUCAGACGCAUGCCGAUCCGUCCCAGCCAGAAGUGGAUGAUGAAGAGCAGGCGAGGCUGGCGGCCAUCGAAGAAUCGCGGCGUAAGUUGGCUGACCUGGAGAAAGAUAGGCCUUUGUGGGAAAAGGCUCGCCGCGAACGAGAGCGGCAAGAAAGAGCAGAAAAGGAAGCCGCGGAGAGAGAGCGGAGAUUGCAAGAGCAAGCUGCGCGCGCUGCACGAGAGCGGAAGGAACAAGAGAAGAAGGAGCAGGAGAGAAGAGAGAGUCUAGCAAGGGAAUCGGCCGCCCGACGGGAGAAGGAUGAGAGAGAGAAGCGCAAGCGCCAGCAAUGGGAGAGGUGGUCCAGAGGGGUUUGGACGUCCCAGCGAGCUCUGGAACGUUAUAAGCUCCUCUCGGAAGCCUUCGACAAUACCAAGUUCAGCAAAGAUGAAGAACCCUUGACCUUCGAGGCUGUACCAUGGCCUGUUCUCCACUCGCCUAUUACCUUCAAAGUCGAAGACGUCGAGUGGUCUGCUGUGGAGAAGUUCUUUAUUGAAGUUAAGCAUCAUAUGCGGACACAGGACUACAAGGUCUUCGUGGAGAAGUCUCAUAGACGAUUUCACCCGGAUCGAUGGCGAAGCAGACGUCUGUUUGACGCUAUACCUCACGAACAGGAGCGGGGUGAGAGAGACCUCCCCCGGGCGUCUCAUGCACCUCGAGCCCAUCAUCAUCAUCAUCAUCAUCAUCGAUACUCGGAAGGAUACGACGUCUUUAGCCCCCAUCGCCACCUGAAUCGCAUGCACAGUGAGCUUCCUGCACUCGAGCCUGCACGACCGAGAGUACCGGUGCGAGAUUCGGGUCUCUCAAUACGGCCUAUGCCUAGCCCUGUGCGAAUACCCGUCUCUCCCCGCGGAGAGCGCACCACGAUUCACUGGACAGACCCUGCUACUGCUAGCAUGUUAGGCGACUCUGAUCCUAUAGCCGAUCCAUACGUUCCUCCUGCCGAUGUGACUGAGCCUCUGCCGCCGAAUGCGCCCCGCUACCGCAAGAUCAUGACCUUCCUAGGAUAUGGGCGGUACGCCACAAAAGCGCGGAAGGCACUAGUUUCCAUCGUGUGGACCCUAUCAUUCGGUUUUAUGCAGAUUGUCAUCGUUAUUACUUUGCUGGGAUAUGCAGCACACCGACGAAGUCCAACCAUGCCACAAUACGAUGAGUGGCAGGCCUGUGCUAGGCCUCUGGGAAUCUGGAAUGCUCUCUGGGUCGGUAAGAUUUUGAUGGGUUGCUCCAUGGGAGUGUGGGGGUACACCCGGGAUCGCACUUCCCGGCAGAAUUCCGCCCUCGAAAGGCAGAAUGUGCUGUCGACGGCUGAGACCGGUCGUACCCGCGGACCAUAUCCACAAACCGAAGCUGCCAAUCGAGCCGGCGCUGCUACUCGCAUGGUUGAUAAUGCGGCAAGCACCGGCAGGUCGAGCCACGGCAGCAACAAUAAUGAAGCAUCGACACGACCUCAUGCACGUUUGUUUUCACGGAUGUCGUUCCUUUCCUCUGUUUUGACUCUGACCUGGUUCGUAAUCGCACAUAUCUUGGAAUACACGUCGGUGAACACUUGCCGGCACGAUGCACCGCACAUUUGGUGGCUCACGUUCGGCAUCCUCUGUAUCAUGUAUCUUACGGUGGUGGAAGUUAUAGUCGUGGGCUUAGUUGUAUUUAUAUUCGGACCCCUGAUCAUACUCUUCUGGAACAUAACCCUCAUUCUCCUGGGCCGUCAUCCUCUCCAGAACCCGCAUUACAUCAAACCCGAGAUCGGGAAACUGCCGAAAUCCGUUGUGGAACGUAUCCCAUUGGUAUUGUACAUCCCCGCUCCUCCAGACGAAGAUAAGGCUUCUCCUUUAGCUAUCCCUGCGCCUGUCUAUACAUAUCCUCCCAAGGCUCCGCAGAACGAGCUGGUCGCUCCCCGUCGGCGAAGACGAAGAUUCGCUUUCCUUCGUAAAUUCACGAAAUCGAAGGGAGCGAAAUCCAAUCGAAAAGACGGAGGAAACCAAGAUAAGAGCAAGGACGAAGAUGAUGAGAAGGAUGAGGUUGAGUUAGCAUGGGAAGAUAAUUGGGAACAAGGAGAUUAUCCUUUCGUCAGGUUGGAAGAGAAUCGGGCCGCUUGUGCGAUAUGCCUCUUGGAUUUUGAAGAGCCCAAAAGGAUACGUGGAUUGGCUGACAUGGGUGCCAAGAGAGAGUCCAAUAGCAACACCGAAGCCAGAGAUAGUGAGAACGGAGAUACUUCAGGUGAUGAACCUAUCGAGGAACUGCGUGUCGGUGAGGUGACCGAAGAGGAACGUGAAGAGAUCUUGAAGCUACAGGAUGCAGGGGAGGGCCCGCAGCCUCUGAGGCUACUGGCUUGCGGACAUGUAUUCCACAAAACGUGUUUGGAUCCGUGGUUGACGGACGUUUCUGGACGCUGUCCAGUCUGCCAAAGACCGGUUCAACUUCCCGAGACUAGCGAGUCGAAGAGCAAGACUGGGCGUGGCAGGUCGAGAGGUCGUCAAUCAUAGACUGGUGAGCUGUACGAUAGUUUCUGGACCCAAUUGACACUUUCAUGUCAAUCUAUCUACGUCUUCUUCGCCGAUUAUGCUGUACUGUUCUGCAUGCCGUGCACUAUAUUACUGGGUCGUCCGGCUUUCGUGUGUAUUAAAGUAGAUCAUCUGUACGACUAUUGCCACUUCUGCUCACCGAGC
Gloeophyllum trabeum ATCC 11539 is the source of this 3691-nucleotide messenger RNA. RefSeq lists its product as uncharacterized. Bases 47 to 3508 code for a protein of 1153 amino acids. The transcript is spliced from 10 exons. The record is from RefSeq and is a predicted model, not a curated record. NCBI's taxonomy places the organism in Eukaryota, Fungi, Basidiomycota, Agaricomycetes, Gloeophyllales, Gloeophyllaceae.